UCGUUCAAACAUGACGUUUUCCGAUUAGGCUAGCCAGUUUUUUGUUUCCGUUUGUGAAUAAUACUAAAAUCACUCGUUGUUUAUCUCUAAUGUAAUGUAGUGAUUAGUGUUCCUAGUGUCGAAUAAAACCACUAUAAUCCAUUACGCGGACCGUGCGGCAGGUUUGAAUUUCCAAGAUGACGGAAACUCGAAGACAGCAACUGCAUCUUGGUAAAUGCAUCGAAGAUUUGGAUAAACUGCAUAAUAUUCCAGAUUUGAAGUCGAAGAGGGCUACUGCGUUAUGCAAAACAGCGCAAAAACUUUUUGAGAGCGCAGCAGAGGCCCGUGAGAAGGGCGACGAGGAGUACUCUUACGUGUGCUACAUGAAGUACUUGCGGGUCGUGGCGUGCAUUAGCAAGGACAAGGACUAUUUGAAGGACAAGAACUAUUUCAACCAGAUGCUAGGGACCAAGAACCCUAAUAAGGCUAUUGAUGCGGCUGAAGAGCUGAAGAACAGUCUGAUUGACAGGUAUAACCAAGAACAGAAGAAAAAGCGGCUGAACGACAUCCAGGAGAAUGAGGUUAUCAAACAGAAGAUAGAUGAGAACCGGAAGAAGGCGCUGGAGGCAGCGCCCGCACCCGAACCUUCUCAGCCUUUGGGUUUACCAGGUCUAGAUGAAGUGACCAUCAAGAGCGAGCAGCUAUACAACAUCCUCAAGAGUGGCAAGAUGAAGGUGAUGAUACUGGACGCUCGGCCCGGCAAGGACUACAUAGAGUCCCACAUCAACUGCCCCUCCUGCAUCAGUGUGCCUGAAGAGAGCAUUUCACCUGGUCGUUCAGCGCAUAUCCUAGAACAGAACUUACCCGCGCCUUCCAAACCUAUCUGGGCAAACCGUGCUUCCAUGGAGCUCAUUGUGAUGCUGGACUGGUCUAGCACCGCUGUCAUCCCAGGAAACACGCUCCAUCUCCUGAAGACCAUCUUGUUGAAGUGGGAUGUAAAAGUGCAAUACCCGCGUCCACCACUGGCCCUGCACGGAGGCUAUGAAGACUGGCUUCUACGUUACCCCGCUUUGACUACCAAUCCCCAGCCAACUCCGAGAGCCAAGGCACCCAAAGACAUGCUAGGUGAGAUAGAUUACCCCGUGUGGGCAGAUCUGACCCCGGCUCCGCCGCGACCGCGGACUUCGGAACCCACCGUCGAUCGCAGCAGCAAGGCCGCAGCGUUGCAGAAGUACGAGGAGCGAGCUCGCAACAUGGCGCAGAUCAUUCAACAACAAGAACGCUUAGCUGACACCUCACUGACACUCGAAAUGCAAAGGAUAGAGGCGGAACAGGAUUGGGAGAAGACCCACUUCCAGCGCGAGACAGAGGAGCGGGAUGACGUGCGAGCUUUGUACAAGAUGCGCGAACAGGAGAUCAUAUCGCAGCUUAUGCAGUUGGAGAAUAAGCAGUUUGACAUGGAACAAGAGAACCUGAGUCUCCGCCAGCAGCUGGAGGAGUACCAGCGGCGGGAGCGCGCCGAGGCCGAGAAGAUUGCCGAUUCCAUCGCCACCGACGACGCCAAUGCGGAGAAGCAGCUUGUGAUCUUGGAGCAGGCCAUGCAGGCGCGCGAGCUGGCGGCGGCGGCGGCGCGCGUCGACGCCGUGCGCGAGCAGCGCCACGAGCUCGACCGCCAGCGCGAGGCGCUCGAGCAAGAGCGCAAGCGGAAACUCGCGCACGCCCGGGAGAAGCGGAAACCCGUACUCGACAAGGAUGAAGACGGCGACACGUACAUGGUGUCGCCAGACGACGGGCCCGCCGGCCUCAACCGCUCGCAGUCCUCCCCCAACAUUGCCAAGCAGGUAUCAUCAGACGAAGACGAGUCGCCUCCGUCCUUCGAUCGCAGUGUCAAACCCACCAAGGUCAUACCCCGAAACCACCAGAGAGACUUCCAGCCGCAGUGGGGCGAUGUGGGCCGCGGUCUAACGGGCUUGAAGAACCUUGGCAACACAUGCUACAUGAACUCCAUCAUCCAGUGCCUGAAUAACACCGCCAUCCUGUGCCAUUACUUCUGCAACGGACAGUACAUGGAGCAUGUUAACAGGGCGCACGGAACGCGAGGAGCGAUCGCAGAGGAACUAGCAGCGGUGGUGCGAGCGCUGUGGUCCGGACAGUACCGGUACAUCGCCACCAUCGACUUAAGGAACGAAGUCGGGAAGCACCAACGAGCAUUCCGAGGUUGCGAGCAGCAGGAUUCCCACGAGUUUCUGACCAUUCUCAUGGACUGGCUCCAUCUCGACUUGCAGUUCUCCAGCAAGCCGCAGAUCAAGGACAGCCUCCCGCCCUCCGAAAAAGCGUGGCACGAGUUCACCAAAUCCAAAGAGAGCUUCAUCCUACGGCUGUUCUACGGCCAGAUCCGGUCCACGGUCAAAUGUACGGUGUGCGGCAAGCAGAGCGUCACGUACGAGUCCUUCUCCAACCUGUCUCUGGAGUUACCGGCCAACGCCAACCGGUGUACGCUGAGCGACUGCCUAAAACUGUACCUGAACGGCGAAACCAUCCCGGGCUGGAACUGCCCCGGCUGCAAGGAGAAACGAGACGCCGUCAAAAAGCUAGACAUCUCCCGUCUCCCCCCCGUCUUAGUCAUCCACUUCAAACGCUUCUACGUCGACCCUAAAGAAUACAUGGCGAAUGCGUACAGAAAGAAACAGACGUAUAUAGACUUCCCGCUCGAAGAUCUAGACAUGCGGCAGUUUUCGCUGAACUGUAGUCCGAAUAACCAGAUAUUUAAUUUGUACGCCGUGUCGAACCAUUACGGGUCGAUGGAGGGCGGGCAUUACACGGCGUAUUGUAAGAGCAGUGUGUACGGCAAAUGGUACAAAUACGACGACCACGUAGUAACAGAGAUCUCCUCCAGCGAAGUAAAGUCCAGCGCAGCCUACAUUCUCUUCUACACCUCCUGCAACAUGCGCAUGUCGUGAUCGCGAGGCCGAAAGCGGCCCAACGAGGCCGGAGGUAGCUUUAGGCCUUAGGAUCUCGGCCUAAUCGGGAAACUGAGCCAUGUUUCUGAGUGAACGCGUUCAGGUUGGAUUACUUUUAUAGUGAUCGCGAGGCCGAAAGUAGCUUGCACUCUGAUCGUGGUCUCUUGUCGGGGGCUAGCUAGGCCAAGUAUCUUAUGGCUCCUCUACACGAUGGGCCAACGCCGGCCACUGCAAGGGACGCAUUUAUGCGUUAGAGGGAGCAAUUGAUAUUGCUAUCUCAUUCUACCGCAUGUCUGCGUCCCUUGGAGUGGCUGGCGUUGACUCAUCGUGUAGAGGAGCCAUUAGACUUUGGCCAAACACUUGUUUUGGCUGUAUAACUUGGCAAGAAUUUGUAAAUAUAUUCAGUGCUGCUGAUAUUAUUUUAAAACCUCUUGUGCAAUGUGAAUGUCGCGAUCGUGAAGCCGAAUUGAAGUCACGAGGUCGAAGGUAGCUUUAGGUCUCAGGAUCUAGGCAAACUCUGUAUGUCUUGGCCAAGUAUUCGUUGCCGAAUCCCGAUAUAGGUCGAAACCGAAACAUAUGGACAUUUUACACUUGUAGGUAAUUGUUGUGAUUAUUAGUACUGAAGUUAUGAAUAGUUUAUAAUCCAAACUUAGAUCAUUUAUUACCUGUUAAUUUGUAAUUAAAUAAUUAUUUGUUAUGUUGAAUGAUAAUGACGAUGUUCGUUUUUGGUCCCAAACUCAAUAAUUGAUUUUGUAUAUCUCCAGGUUUGUUAGCCUUACACUUAUGUGACUACGCGUAUAAUUUAAAAUGCACUUUAAUGCAUUAUGAUUUAAGUUUAAAAUUGUAUAGUACCUACAUGCGAGGCGCUGAAAACGUUAAAUUGUUUAACCUCUCGUCUGUGUACAAAUAGUGGACCUUAUACGUUUUGUAAUAAGGUGUACGAACUGACAGUUAACAGUGUGGGCGAUGGUAUGAAAAGGAUCUUGAAAUUUUAGUCAUCUUUUUGCAUAUUUGUCGAUAAUGAUUUCAUCUGGUCUAUUCAGAGCUCACAUGUUUGAACUCACGGUUUUUGACCGCCAACACAUACGAAAGGUUAAUAUGAAAGCUUGUUAAGAUAUUUAUGCCUCGAAUUCAACUUUUAUCCUAACCCGUGUUACGCCCCUAAUACAUCAUGAAACAGUUGGAAUUUGUAAUCCUGUAAUUAUAUAAAUAGGUUCAAAAUUCGCUGGGCGUUUCACGGGUUAAAAAGAUCUUAAAUAGUUUGGUUUCAAUAGCCAAUAGAGGGCAGUGUGAUUUUUGAUAUUUAUAAACAAAUUAUGGAAUGUAUGAGAAGUGAAGACUGCAUAUGUAUGGAAACCAAACUAUGUAUUCAUCAAAUUGCUCGUAGGUUCACAGAUCUGUAUAAACUAUAUAAAUAUCUUGAAUAACCUUAGACAUUUUGACAAGUGACCUCAUUGAUGUAAAAUAAAUGUCAAAAGAAUAGUAGUUAAUUAAUAUACAGUACCUACACUACACGCACGAGUUCCGUGCAUUUUCGAGUUGAAACGGGAGGGUAUGUUGGGGCAAGAGGGACUUCCACCCCGCAAUAAACGUAUUUUACGUUUGCCUCGUAAACUGAGUUUUUUUUUCUGUUAGAGUACUUACCCUCUCAGCAUAAUAUUAUGUGUUAUCUGCAUGCACAAUGUGGUACCCUUCGAUUGAAACCGUCACAUGGGGAAAAGUUACCCAUACGGCAUAAGUAAAGUAAAUAAAUAAUCAUUGAGCACUCUUAAGGGGCCCACAGAUUACCAGUUCGCAGAUAUCAGCCUGUCAUUUAAUCGCAAAAGGCGACAGUUCUGAACAACUGACAUGCUGAUAUCAUCCGGCGGUCUGGUAAUCUGUGGGCCCCUUAAUUCCAAAUAUAGAGAUGACAGUCGUGAAAACUUGGUGCUAAAUUUUGGUCAUGUAGAUACCAGUGAAUGGGUGAUUUACUCUACUUUGUGCACUGUUUAAAUUCAUAAAUUAUGUCGCUUAACUUCAAACUCUGGUAAAUCCAUUCGACCCACUCAGCAAAUAUCUACCCUCUACCCUAUUACCUUUUCUUGAUACCAAUAUCGCAUAAUUUGGCAGAUGGAUUUACCAGAGUUUGAAGCUAAGUGACUCAAUUUUGGUUAAAAUUCGAAAUUAAGAAUGGUCUGUUAAAUAAUACAGCCUCCCGUAUUUAUUUCCGCCUAUUAACAUCACCUGAAAAACUAACUAGAUAUUGUUAAAAUUGAGAAUAAAAACGAAUUCAGUGCCUAAAGUUUAAAAUAACUCUUCUGGGCGAUCCUGUGCCAUUUCAUAUUAAACUAAAAAUCCAGUUGAAGCAUAUUUUAUUCGAUAUGAAGUGAAUUGUACAUAAUAUUACAUUAAAGGAAUGUGUAAAUCUUAAAUAUAAGACAAACUUGAAUAAAUACUUUGUUAAUUAAACAUUUGUUUUACAA
Cydia fagiglandana is the source of this 5401-nucleotide messenger RNA. RefSeq names its product ubiquitin carboxyl-terminal hydrolase 8 (gene Usp8). The transcript is spliced from 19 exons. Gene Ontology annotation, molecular function: cysteine-type deubiquitinase activity. NCBI's taxonomy places the organism in Eukaryota, Metazoa, Arthropoda, Insecta, Lepidoptera, Tortricidae. Gene Ontology annotation, biological process: protein deubiquitination. Bases 177 to 2939 code for a protein of 920 amino acids. The record is from RefSeq and is a predicted model, not a curated record.